This is a messenger RNA of Cooperia oncophora, 426 nucleotides long. NCBI's taxonomy places the organism in Eukaryota, Metazoa, Nematoda, Chromadorea, Rhabditida, Trichostrongylidae. The record is from the annotation of a GenBank genome assembly.
AUGAGGCUUCUUGCUGUGGAACUUGCGCUCAUGGUCUUUGCACUACACUUCACCACUUCACAAGGGCAGGAUGAGGACCCUCCCCCUUUUACUCCUAGUGGUGACGAAGCCAGUCCUGCAGUCGAUUCCGGUAGUACUGGUGCAUCUGGUGACGAACCGAUUCCGAUAGCACUGGUGAAGGUGGCGGCUCCAGUGACAGGUGGUGCUACGGACUCCAGCGGCACUGAGGCUACCGGAAAUGACACUCCCGGUGGCAGCGACACUACGCAGACCAGUGCUGCCUCUGGAGGUGAAAGUUCUGUGGAAACUGCUGCUCCCGUAGGCAGUUCACGUAGUUCGACUCCAGAAGGGACCAUCCGUGUGGGUGCAGGACGUCACAGACGAAGAUUAUCCAUUCCAGGAAAAGUUCGACGAUCUACCGUAUGA